Molecule: messenger RNA, 5901 nt
Organism: Pogona vitticeps (central bearded dragon)
Lineage: Eukaryota; Metazoa; Chordata; Lepidosauria; Squamata; Agamidae
Gene: VPS8
Product: VPS8 subunit of CORVET complex
Biological process (GO): protein targeting to vacuole; endosomal vesicle fusion
Cellular component (GO): early endosome; late endosome; HOPS complex
Molecular function (GO): protein binding
Source: RefSeq, a predicted model, not a curated record
CCGGGCAAGGAAGCUGUGCUAGUUUGGGCGGAAGUAAAUGGUCGUGGGGAGAGGACUGGGGUGCGACUUCAGCUGGAUUUUCGCACCGCGAAGGUGCUGUUAGCCUGACUUGCCCGGUGUCUGUGCGUCUUAUCUGGGCAUGGUCGUCGGCCAACUCGCUGUCUUCUCAACAAGGCUGUAAGUCCCUUGUGCUCUGGAAGCAGAUGCACUUUAAAUGUCCCACCCUGGCUGACCUUGAGACUUGAGAAAAGAACAGUGGAAGAAAAAUUGAAGAUGGAGACCCAGAACCUUGAUCCAUAUCAAGGACUUUGCUCUGUGAUAGAAGAAUCAAAUCAACAGCCUCUGUGCCCCGAAGCCUCUUCCCCCAAGUUAUCUGUGACUGAACUGAGCAGGGAAUUAGACUCAAAGAGUGAGCUGAUAGAUGAUAAAGAGUUUGAUAUUCCUCAGGUUGAUACUCCUCCAACACUGGAAAGCAUUUUAAAUGAGACCGAUGAUGAAGAAGAGCCAUUUGUUCUUGAGGACCCCUCUCUUCUAAAUAUUGACAAUAUUGACACACAUUCAUAUGAUACAUCAUCUGUAGCAAGUUCUGACAGUGGAGACAGGACACACCUGAAAAGGAAGAAGAGACUUCGUGACUCCUUUUCUGUUCAUGGCUCAGUUAUACGACUAUCACUUUUGAAAGGAAUUUCUGCACAAAUAGUAUCUGCAGCAGCCAAGGUGGAUGCUGGCUUACCCACUGCAAUAGCAGCAUCAAAUCUUAUUGCGGUGGGAACAUCCCAUGGUUUAGCACUUGUAUUUGAUCCUAAUCAGGCUCUUCGGCUUUGCUUGGGCAGCACUGCAGUUGGAGCACAGUAUGGGGCUAUAUCUGCUCUUAGUAUCAACAAUGAUUGUUCAAGACUUCUAUGUGGCUUUGCAAAAGGACAGAUUACAAUGUGGGAUCUGGCAAGUGGAAAGCUAUUGAGAUCUAUAACCGAUGCCCAUCCUCCGGGGACAGCAAUUUUACACAUCAAGUUUACAGAUGACCCAACUCUAGCAAUUUGCAAUGACAGUGGAGGCUCAGUAUUUGAACUGUCAUUCAAGAGAGUCAUGGGUGUGAGAACAUGUGAGUCUCGCUGCUUAUUCAGUGGCUCCAAGGGAGAGGUUUGCUGCAUUGAGCCUUUACAUGCAAAAGCAGAACUGAGAGACCAUCCUAUCACUCAGUACUCUCUCUUGGCAAUGGCUUCCUUAACAAAGAUUCUUGUCAUUGGAUUGAAGCCAUCUUUGAAAGUUUGGAUGACUUUCCCAUAUGGGCGUAUGGACCCAUCUAGCGUUCCAUUACUGGCAUGGUAUUUUGUUGCUUUGCAGACAGCAGUGAAUCCUGUCCUUGCCUUCUGUCGAGGAGAUGUUGUCCAUUUCUUGUUGGUAAAAAGAGAUGAUUCUGGAGCCAUACAUGUUACAAAGCAGAAACAGCUUCAUCUACACUAUGACCUCAUAAAUUUUACAUGGAUCAACUCCCGCACAAUUGUGCUUCUGGAUAGUGUGGAAAAGCUUCAUGUCAUAGACCGUCAAACACAGGAGGAACUUGAAACAGUUGAGAUCUCAGAAGUUCAGUUAGUUUAUAACAGCAGCCACUUCAAGUCACUGGCAACAGGAGGAAAUGUCAGCCAAGCACUGGCACUAGUUGGUGAGAAAGCUUGUUACCAGUCGAUCAGUAACUGUGGUGGUCAAAUUUUUUAUUUAGGUACAAAGUCUGUUCAUGUGAUGACAUUGAGGAGCUGGAGAGAGAGAAUAGAUCACUUUUUGAAACAAGAAUGCUUCAAUGAAGCACUGGCUCUUGCUUGGUCGUUUCAUGAAGGAAAAGCUAAGGCUGUUGUAGGUUUAUUGGGGGAUGAACAUAAACGGAAAGCAGUUGUUGCAGACAGAAUGGUUGAAAUUCUUAUCCAUUAUGCUGAUAGAACUAUGAAGAAAUGUCCUGAGCAGGGUAAAAUCCAAGUUAUGGAGCAGCAUUUUCAGGAUAUGGUCCCUGUUAUUGUUGAUUAUUGUCUUCUGCUUCAGCGGAUGGAUCUGUUAUUUAGUCAGAUAUAUGACAAGAUGGCUGAAAACUCUGUGGCAAAGAGUGUCUUUCUGGAAUGUCUUGAACCCUAUAUUUUGAGCGACAAAUUGGUGGGCAUGACAGCUCAAAUUAUGAAAGAUCUGCUCCUUCACUUCCAAGAUAAGAACCUAAUGGCAAACUUGGAGGCUUGCAUUGUACAUAUGGAUAUCACCAGUCUAGAUAUACAGCAGGUAGUUCUCAUGUGUUGGGAAAACCGUCUGUAUGAUGCCAUGAUCUAUGUCUAUAACAGUGGAAUGAAUGAUUUUAUUACUCCAAUGGAGAAAUUGUUCAAGGUAAUUGCUCAUCCCCUUAGUGCUGGAAAGUCUCUCUCAGAUGAGCAAGUCAUUAUGGGCAACAAGCUUCUUGUCUAUAUAAGUUGCUGUUUGGCAGGUCGAGCUUAUCCACUAGGCAACAUUCCAGAAGACCUUGUCCCUUUGGUGAAAAACCAGGUCUUUGAAUUUCUUAUCCGUUUGCACUCAGCUGAGGCACCCACAGAUGAAGAGGUUUACCCCUACAUACGUACAUUGCUACACUUUGAUACACGGGAGUUCCUUAAUGUUCUUGCACUGACAUUUGAAGAUUUUAAGAAUGACAAGCAAGCUGUGGAAUAUCAGCAGAGAAUUGUGGAUAUCCUACUCAAGGUUAUGGUUGAAAAUUCUGAUUUUACACCAUCACAAGUUGGAUGUCUUUUUACUUUCCUUGCUCGACAGCUUGCUAAACCCAACAACACACUAUUUGUGAAUAGGACAUUGUUUGACCAGGUCCUUGAAUUCCUCUGCAGUCCUGAUGAUGAUUCACGGCACUCUGAGAGACAGCAGGUUCUUCUAGAAUUGCUCCAAGCUGGAGGCAUAGUACAAUUUGAAGAGAACAGACUUAUUCAAAUGGCAGAAAAAGCUGAAUUCUACCAGAUUUGUGAAUUUAUGUAUGAACGGGAGCAUCGCUAUGAUAAGAUAAUUGAUUGCUACUUGCGGGAUCCUCUAAGAAAGGAAGAAGUUUUCACUUACAUCCACAAUAUACUCUCAAUUCCUGGGUACAGCACAGAAGAAAAGACAUCUGUGUGGCAGAAAGCUGUGAAACACAUUGAGGAGCUGAUCUCAAUAAGUCCCUUUAAAGCAGCUGAUCUGAUUUCCAUUCACUUCAGUGACCAAAUUGAGGACAUUAUUCAGAACCUGCAGGAUCGGUAUCUGCUGUUCCAGUUUUUGAAAAGCCUACUUGACCCAAGGGAAAAUGUCAAUCAAGAUAUGUUUCAGAUUUCUCCCACUGUUACUGAACAGUUUAUUGAGCUGCUGUGUCAGUAUGAUCCUGACCAGGUUUUAGAAACGUUACAGUUCCUAGAGACGUACAGGCUGGAAGAGGCAAUUCAGGUUGUACAAAAACACCAACUUCAUGAAGCGUCUUCCUAUCUUCUUGAGAAGAAAGGAGAUAUUCAUAGUGCCUUCUUAGUUUUGCUGGAGUUUCUAAAAAAGAGGCUGUGGACACUUACACGUGAAGAUGAAAAUUCAACACAGUUUUCUUCAUUAAAAGAAAUUGAAGACACCUUGGGAAAAACAAUUUCACUUUGCCAGAGGAAUUCACACAAACUGAAUCAAGAGCAGAGAGAAGCACUGUGGUUUCCACUCUUGGAAGCAAUGAUGACCCCCCAAAAGUUAUCUGGUUCUACAGUGCUAUGCCAUUACUCGGAAUUUCUUAAGAAUUUGACAAUGCAAGUACUGAACAAUAUGGCAGCAUUCAUUGCCCUACCAUUGAUCUUACAGAGAAUUUUACAGGAUCCAGUGUAUGGAAAAGGAAAACUUGGAGAAAUUCAGGGUCUUGUGCUGGGCAUGCUAGACAGCUUUAACUAUGAACAAACACUUUUGGAGACAACCACUAGCCUGCUGAACCAUGAUCUCCACUGGUCUUUACGUAAUUUAAAAGCAUCUGUGACUAGAGGUCUCAACCCCAAGCAAGAUUUCUGCUGCAUUUGUUUACAGCAGUACAAGAGAAGACAAGAGACUACUGACCAAAUCAUAGUCUUCAGCUGUGGACACUUGUAUCACUCUCUUUGUUUGCUGAGUAAAGAAUGUGGCACUGAAACAAAGGGACAUAUGAGAUGGACUUGUUUUAAAUGCAGUGCAAGCAACAAAGGAGGAAAAAUAAGUGAGACUUCUGCAGCAAUGAAGAAGGGAACUCCAGUGUCUCUGGCACAGACCAGCUCAGAAUCCCUGUUGGAUCCCCAGCAAACUCAAGCUUUUGACCAGCUUUGUCGUCUGUACCGAGGAACCUCCAGGUUGGCUCUUCUGACGGAACUCUCUCGAGAUCAUGGUGGUGAGAAACAUGGGGUUCUCCAUGUCUCCCAGGGUGAUUCUGCUCUGAAUAGUGUCUUUCAAAAUGAGACUUUCCAGCUUCACCUCACUCCUCCUCCUCCUCUUCCAGAAGACUAAUCAUGGUUUACCGGAACACUACAAAGGCCUCUGAAAAAUAUUUUAUGUUACUAUGGUAUUAUAUACCCUGAUGGUGGAACCACCUCAGAGGAUUUCACUUUACCUGACGUAAACAGGAGAUUGCCAUAGUGCACAGUCUUGAUAAGAAAAAGAAGAAAUCACUCUUAUGUGAUUUAUUUAACAAAGCAGAAACAUUUUUAAAACAUCUAUGGGGGUCCUGUCAAUAGCCUUUGAUGAAAGCUAUAAACUUUGCCAAAUGUUUUUUUCUUGCUGGAGCUGAACACAACAAUACUUGCAGCAGCUGUAUUUUCCUUUUUUUAAGCCCCAGGGAUAAAGAGUCCACAUCCAGAGCUUAUUUAAAUAAUUGAAACCUGUUUCCUUAGACAAGAGAACCAAAAGAAUAUGAGAAAUGUCACUCAUCCAAUAUUGACAUUUCUAGGGUUUCACUGACUCAUUUGAAUUAAGAACAACUCAUAGAACCCUAUAAGCAUUAAGUAAGUAGGGUGUUCAACUGUAACCUAAAUGAGAUGGAACUGUCAAGGACACAACAUUUGCAAAACACUUGUGAAACUACUUUGUCCUCUUUUGAUUUCAUCCAUCCUAAUAAAUGUCUAUUGUUAGCCUUCACUAACAAUGGCUCAAGGUUUGCUGUGGCAAAUACUAUUUUUUUAAAUCACUAACUAGUAUAGUAAAUCAGAAAUUCUGCCAACAAAGCACAUUGCAGUACAGUAUACCAUUUGGCCAACUUGACCAUGGCAAAUACUUAGUGCCAGGUUGUGUCUCUGUUCUGAGGCCUGCACUAGCUGUGUGCCAGGAUUUCCACAGUGAUCAAACUGUUCCUACUGUAACAGAAGAAAACAGGACAUUCAUCAUUUAUGAUGGCUGCUGCUGAGUUGCUGAGCUGCCUGGAAAGGACAUUCUCUUUGAUUGCAUCCUGCCCUCAUCCUCAUCCCGUUUAUCUGUAAUGAACUCAGUACUGAAUUAAAGGAAAGAAUUCAGAUGGUUGUCAAUGCUUCCCCCCCCGCCCGUUCCUCCUCUUAGUGGAAAAUUAACAGCUUGCCACAGGAGUAGGUUUUAAUGGGACUAAUGGCAAAUGUCUCCUAUUUUUCUGUAGUAAAGCACAAGCUGCCUGUCAGCAUCCUGUUUAAUGAGCUUACAUCUCCAAGAUGUGGCAGUUAUUUCCCCUUACCUGUUCAAGGGAUUUCCUGUUUUCAUGACAUCUGUCAUUAUACGUAGCAAGUGCAGAUAAAAGGUUAGUGAAAGCCUGUUGAUCUGCUUCAGAGUACAGUGUCAGCAGCUGAUGAAAAUGUAUGUUCCAUUUUGUCAUAUUUUCCCAUUUAAUAUUGUGCUUCAACGUUUCUUGUAAAAAAGCAGUUAACUAAUUAAAGGGACAAACAUUUCCAAGUGUAA